AUAAUGAAAUUUCUGAACGUACUACAGAAAUUAUUUUUCAUUAUGAAUUAUAUAAAUAUAAACAAGAAUGUGAAAUUGAAAAUGGUUUAAUUAAUAAUAUUAGUAAUUUAGUUAAUGAAUCUGAUGAUGGGUUAUCAGAUUAUGAAAGAUCAAACUCU
Racocetra fulgida is the source of this 158-nucleotide messenger RNA. The record is from the annotation of a GenBank genome assembly. Lineage: Eukaryota; Fungi; Glomeromycota; Glomeromycetes; Diversisporales; Gigasporaceae.